AUGGCAUUGCAAGGGCCGAGUCGAUGCCCACACGAAAGGGUCAGACGAGCUGGUCUCGGUGAGGCAGGGUUCAAAGGCAAAAGCUUCACAAUCUUUCCGUCUGCGGGUCACCCUUAUUUCAGCUCAUUGCUGGUUACUCUCAAUUUUGUCGUUCGCAUCCAUAAGGGUCCAGAUUCCCAAGUCAAUCCACGCGAUGGAACCCCAACCCAACGUGUGGAAGUCAUCCAGCAACAACAUAAGCAUCAGCAAAUAGUCGGAGGAAUGGCUGAGUACUGGCGACUGGGUGCUACUGUUGACGCAACCAAAAAUAUUAUCAACUCAGCUUGCCACGAGUGA
Molecule: messenger RNA, 336 nt
Organism: Puccinia graminis f. sp. tritici CRL 75-36-700-3
Lineage: Eukaryota; Fungi; Basidiomycota; Pucciniomycetes; Pucciniales; Pucciniaceae
Exons: 3
Coding region: 1-336 (111 amino acids)
Source: RefSeq, a predicted model, not a curated record